Seminavis robusta is the source of this 1937-nucleotide messenger RNA. Lineage: Eukaryota; Bacillariophyta; Bacillariophyceae; Naviculales; Naviculaceae. The record is from the annotation of a GenBank genome assembly.
CUCGACUCGACUCGACUCGACUCGACUCGACUCGACUCGACUCGACUCGACUCGACUCGACUCGACUCUCUGGUGCCUACGUAUUGUGCCGGCCACUUCUUACAUGUACUAUAAAAUUCCAAGCAGCAAAGCGGUGUAAGGGUACCCAACGGUAGACAAAACCGCAAGCAAAGUGUGUUCUGCUCCACCGCAGGCUUCCUUUUGGAACAUGGGCAAGGGCAUGGAAGCAACAAUGGUUCCCGAUCCAUCCGUUGUGAUCAUCACGUCAAAGACCGACCAAAACCAUUCUCUAGCGUAAGCAAAGAUAAUGGUUAUGGUACCGAAAAGUUGACUGUCAUGUGGUCAUGCAGUCGUUCGAAAUCUAUCUGAAUCCUACAAUGCUGCACCAUGGGUAUCCGUUGCUCCGACACGUUGUGCAAGGAUCGAAUCUUUCUUUCCUCUUGACCGUGGCAAAUUGGAUCAGAUUUCCUCCAUUGAGAUCCGUGCCACUGGUCGAACCCAACGAAACUUUCAUGGGCAACCUUGCAGUGAAUUCGGUUGAAAAGAUUCGUUCUGGGACUGGACCUUGGCAACAAUCGUCGGCCAUCUCUACUCACUGAGAUGCCAAGGAGCGCCGUCAAAAUGCAUGCGUUGAAAAGGGGAGACCUGCAUGGAAAUGAUCAGUUGAUCUGAUGUCCUGAUACUCCGUACUCAUGAAAAUGGCAGCGUCCCCACUCGUUUAGGGAGGGCUGAGCACAUUGUUUGAUCAACGUUGCAAGAAAAGUGAGAGGUUCUCGAUUUUCUUUUGCCCCAAUCCAUUCAAGAGCUACCAGCAGAAACAACAACCAUGGAAAUUUCGAAUCAUUCUAGCAGGGACCAGCGUCUCGAGCGUAGUCGGUACAUCAGCAAGGAUGCACCAGGCAAGACAUCGAACAAGAGUUCAAGUCGCCAUCGUGGCGACGAGCCCAUCGUCGUCGCACCACAAAGACGAGAUUGUAUCACGGAUGAUCGAAUGUAUGUCGCGGAUGAAAGACAAGACAGUUCGGGCAGAACUCAUGCGCAAGAGCCAAGAUGGAACGACUUUGCUAUGACGGUGCAUGAUCUCUUGUGUACUGCUCCGUGUUUUGUCGGAUCCAUCCACGGCGAGGGGGAUGCCGUUUCCACCGCGUCGGGAACGUUCACCUUGCCCGUUGACAACACUACCAGCGGUAGAGUUGGAGCGCAGGACAGUGAUGACGAAGAUAUGCUGGCUUCAUCCAUUCAUGAGUCAUCCUCCUAUAGUGGACACCCCGUUGACUGGGGUGACGACGAUGACCACGACGACGCGGACGAUGAAGGCGACUACCACGGAACAAGAAUGAACAAUCUAGCUGGGAGACGCUACCUCGCACCACCCAAGCAACAGGAAUCCAUCUAUCGAACGCCCAGCCAACUGUCUGCGGCUCCCUCCUUUGCUUCUCACGCGUCGAGGUUCACCCAGCGGGCUCCUUCGGCUUCCACUUCCCACUGCUCCUCAACUGUAUCUCAAUUUGGUCUGCAUAGAAGUCCCGCCUGGAGCCAUGACCUGGAUACUGAAGACGAAGUGAGUCUAGCGGACGAUGAAGACUGGGAAGCAUUUGUGCCUGUUCACAACACCGACUAUCGCCGCAUUGAAACAAGCAACGGAAGCAAAAGCGUCAUUGAUGUCACGUACAUGGAAGACAUGUUCAAUGGAUUUUCCAUGGACGAAAACCAGGGAAGUCUUCCGAGAAGGUAGACUGUGUUGCUCUCUUUUGUGGGACAUGGUGCUGUGGGUUGCUCCAACUAGAAUCUUGCUGCCCAUUGGUACCAUGCCGACCGGUCCCGCAGCUACUGUAGCGGAAUAAAGUUAAGACAUUCUCAGGGUUUCAAACGGCCAUGUCUAGCUAGCCAGUUCAGUUUUUACAAUUUGGUUUCUUCCGGCUCUUCCUGUCUCGCCU